Acanthosepion pharaonis is the source of this 645-nucleotide messenger RNA. The record is from the annotation of a GenBank genome assembly. Lineage: Eukaryota; Metazoa; Mollusca; Cephalopoda; Sepiida; Sepiidae.
AUGUUUUCUUUUCUCAAUCCCAAUAUAGCCAUUUUUACAAAAUACUCUUGUCGGAUGGCCGUAGUUUAUUUCGUAAAAUUCCGUUUGUUUUCUCUCUUUUUCUCUGUUUCUAUCUAUCUGUCUACCUCUCUCUGUCUCUGCAUAUCUAUCUAUCUAUCUAUCUAUCUAUCUAUCUAUCUAUCUAUCUAUCUAUCUAUCUUUUGUGACACUUAUAGUGCACAUCUCUCUCUCUCUCUCUCUCUCUCUCUCUCUCUCUCUCUCCCCUCUCUCUUUAUAACCACCCACCCACCAUCUUUUCUUUUCCCUACACCCACCAUCCCAACCCCGGUAAUUGGCGGAUUAAUGCCAUUCAUUUCUCUUCGCAACUUCCGCUUUUAUGUGCCCUCCAUUUUGUUUCUUCGUUCUCCGCUUUAUUUAGACCUGCUUUCCCUCAACCUCCACCGCCACCGUGACAUAUGUGCCUCGCACAUUUACAACAAUCGAGGCGAGUGGCUAUUGCUUUGUUGUGUUUCUUUUCUCACAUUUUACUCUUGUGAAUGCUUCUUUGUAUUUCUCCCCAUGCGUGCUUCUGAGGAUUAUUGGCAAUUUGUAAUCUCCAGGUCUUCUCUCUGUACGUACGUGCGUCUAUGCCCGAUCGUUCAAUAA